AUGAGCUUCCAACCCGUCAAUCCGCGGCCAUUCCUGCAGGCUAGAGUCGGCACCGAGCUUGUCAUCCGCCUCAAGUGGGGCCAGACCGAGUACAAGGGCACACUGGAGAGCAUCGACUCGUACAUGAACGUUCUGCUGCGCGAUACGGAGGAGUACAUCGACGGCAAGCAUACCGGCACGCUGGGCCUGGUGCUGAUCCGGUGUAACAACAUCCUCUGGAUGGGCUCGGCAGACGGCGUGGAGAUGACGGAUCUCGGGUUAAAAUAA
Molecule: messenger RNA, 267 nt
Organism: Penicillium canariense
Lineage: Eukaryota; Fungi; Ascomycota; Eurotiomycetes; Eurotiales; Aspergillaceae
Product: small nuclear ribonucleoprotein F
Exons: 4
Coding region: 1-267 (88 amino acids)
Biological process (GO): mRNA splicing, via spliceosome; spliceosomal snRNP assembly
Cellular component (GO): U1 snRNP; catalytic step 2 spliceosome
Molecular function (GO): RNA binding
Source: RefSeq, a predicted model, not a curated record